AUGGGGUUCAGGAAGCUCAUAUCGUUUCAACCAGAUUAUGUCCCACAAUACCAUAUAACUAAGUAUAUCUCGGAACGAACUAAAUUGCAACUGGUGCAUAUAAAGCACAAAACCUCCACAUUGGUUCACGGUUAUUUUGCCGUUCCUACAGAAUGCCCUAAUGAUUCAGGAGCUCCACAUACAUUGGAGCAUUUGAUCUUCAUGGGUUCUAAAUCUUAUCCAUACAAAGGUUUAUUAGACACGGCCGGUAAUCUGUCUUUGUCUAACACCAACGCUUGGACUGAUACCGACCAAACUGUUUAUACAUUGAGCAGUGCUGGUUGGAAGGGAUUUUCGAAGUUGCUACCUGCUUAUCUGGAUCACAUUUUACAUCCAACUUUAACGGAUGAGGCCUGUUUAACUGAGGUUUACCACAUCGACCCGGAAAAUUUGAGUGAUAAGGGUGUGGUAUUUAGUGAAAUGGAAGCCAUUGAGACUCAGGGCUGGUAUAUUUCAGGGUUAGAAAAGCAACGAUUAAUGUUUCCUGAAGGAAGCGGUUAUCGGUCAGAAACUGGUGGCUUAACCAAAAAUUUGAGAACCUUGACCAAUGAAGAAAUCAGGCAAUUUCAUAAAUCUCUGUAUUCUUCUGAUAAUCUUUGUGUAAUCGUUUGUGGUAACGUACCAACGGAUGAACUGCUAACCGUCAUGGAAGAAUGGGAUAACACGUUACCGGAGAUUCCAUCGAACAUUCAAAAGAAAAGGCCAUUUCUGGAUAAUGAGCUAUCCCAUAUACCGCAAUCUAGAGAUAAAGUCACAGAAUCCACUGUAGAAUUCCCUGAGCUUGAUGAAAGUCAGGGUGAAUUACUCUUCUCCUGGAUUGGUGUCCCCUAUACAGAUUUUCGUAACGACUUAGCGGUUGACGUGCUGCUAGAUUACUUCACUGACUCUGCUUUAGCCGUAUUUACAAGAGAAUUGGUUGAGAUUGACGAUCCCAUGGCAAAUUCCACUGACUGUUGUACAGAUUAUUUUAUGAGAACCAUAAUCGAUCUUCGUAUCCAAGGUGUCCCAACAGAAAAAAUACCAGCAACGAAGAGUAAGGUAAUGGAAAUUUUGGAAACACAUAAAAUUGAUUUGUCAAGGGUAAGACAGGUAGUCGAAAAUACUAAAUGGGAAUAUUUACUAAACUAUGAAAAAAAUGGUGAGAGUCGUUUUUCUAGUGCGGUGAUCACGGACUACAUUUAUGGUUAUGAGGAUGGUUCUUCAUUAGUGUCGUCCCUUAAAGAUUUGAAUGAUUUUGAUGCUUUAUUACAAUGGUCCCAAAAGGACUGGCAGUCUUUGCUAACCAAAAUAUUUGUGGAUAAUAAACCCGUCAUAGUCACGGCUAAACCAAGCGCUCAAAUGUAUGAACGACUAGAGGAGGAGAAAUCAAAUUUGAUAAAACAAAGAGAAGCUGAAUUCGGCGAUAAAGAAAAACUGAAUUUAUCAACAAGACUGAACAAUGCAAAAACCAUUAAUGAUAGGCCAAUUCCAAAAUCUCUGCUACAGAAAUUUGAAAUUGAUAACCCCUCCAAGAGUGUUGAGUUUGUCGAUACGAAAAGCAUUGCGGCUGUCGAUUCGUAUAAAAAUAAUGAUGUUACUGAUCCGAUGACCAAAGAAAUUUUGGAAAUGAGGCCAGGUAACUUUCCUCUUUUCAUUCACUUAAACCAUUUCCCUUCUCAAUUUAUAGAGCUGCAUUUUUUGGUUAAUUCAGCAUCUAUUAAGGAUACUUCGCUUUUACCGUAUUUUAAUAUGUUUGAUGAGCUAUUUUCCAUGCCAAUGAAAAUCUUUGAUGAAGAGAAUAAUUUGGAAACCAUACUCUCGUUUGAGGAAGUUGUCGCCAAGCUGAAAUCGGAGACUAUUGACGCACAAAUCAAUCAAGGUUUGAAGGGUUCUUGUCCCGAUCUUAUUGAUUUUAAGAUUCAAUGUAAAGCUGGCAGUUACUCCAACUCUGUCCAAUGGAUUAAACACUGUCUAUUUGACAUGGUUUUUGACGAAAAUCGUGUUCGCAUUCUGCUAGAAAAUUAUUUGAAUUCUAUUGUAGAAUGGAAAAGAAAUGGUAAUGUUAUGCUGAAUUCUCUAACUAACAGAAAUCUCUAUUCAGCAAGAUCGCUGAAAAAAUCCACUGAUCCAUUAUUUGUUGAAGCAAAAUUACAAGAAAUCUUUGCGGAAAUCGAAAGUGGCAAUUUUGAGAAAGAAAUUUUACCAAGAAUAGAAACAAUGAGAAAGCAAUUGAGAGCGAAUUUCAAUAAGUUUCAUAUUUUGGUUCUUGGUGACAUCUCAAAGAUCGCUGAUAUUUAUGAACCAUGGAAUCCUUUGAUUGCGUGCUUAAACAUUGAACAUCCCGUUGGGAAGCUAAAAAUUCCACCGGUUCCUAGAGCCCUAGAUUCCAUUUCGUCAGUUUGCGAGAACCCUAGUGAAAAAGCCUUUAUAAUAACGACUCCUGCCUCAGAAUCUGCUUACAUGAAUCUCAUAACGUCUAUCCCAUUUAAUUUGGACUACCAUGAUCCCGAGUACGCUAUUGUUUCUUUGGCUUCCGAAUAUCUAGAAUGUGUUGAAGGCCCAUUUUGGAAGGGAAUUCGUGGUGCUGGAUUGGCUUAUGGCGCCAGCAUGUUAAAGCUAUGUGAGAUAAAUUCUUGGGGAUUCAAUAUUUACCGCGGCGCUGACAUUAUAAAGUGUUAUGAAGUUGGCAAACAGAUUGUUCACGAUUAUGCAUCCGGCGCCUUGGAAUUUGAUGAGCAGCUAAUCCAAGGUGCCAUCAGCAGUAUUAUUAAUAGGAUGGCCACUAUUGAAUGCGGAUAUUUUGAAACAGCUCUGUCCAGAUAUAUCGACGAAUUUUGUUUGCAAAGAGGGAAUAAUUUCAAUGAAUUGUAUUUGGAAAGGUUGCAAAAUGUUACUAAAACAGAUCUGAAAAAUGCCAUGCAGAAAUACUUUGUUAACAUGUUUGACCCCAAUAAAAGCGUUGCUUUUGUGAGCUGUCAUCCAGCUAAAUUGGAAGCAGUUCAAGAAUUCCUCGAAACUCAAGGUUUCACUGUUGAAAUAGAAGAACUAGAAGAAGAUGAGGAAGAAGUUGAUAGUGAGGAAGAUGAAAAUGCGUGA
This is a messenger RNA of Saccharomyces paradoxus, 3114 nucleotides long. RefSeq names its product Sdd3p (gene SDD3). Gene Ontology annotation, molecular function: metal ion binding. The transcript has a single exon. The record is from RefSeq and is a predicted model, not a curated record. NCBI's taxonomy places the organism in Eukaryota, Fungi, Ascomycota, Saccharomycetes, Saccharomycetales, Saccharomycetaceae. Bases 1 to 3114 code for a protein of 1037 amino acids.